Molecule: messenger RNA, 629 nt
Organism: Arabidopsis thaliana (thale cress)
Lineage: Eukaryota; Viridiplantae; Streptophyta; Magnoliopsida; Brassicales; Brassicaceae
Product: plastid transcriptionally active protein
Exons: 2
Coding region: 187-504 (105 amino acids)
Cellular component (GO): chloroplast
Source: RefSeq, marked reviewed
UUUUGUGUUCAUAUAUUGGGCGGGAAACAAACUGAUUCAUUUCCCCCUUUAAUUCCCUUUUCUUGUUCUUGUAAUCUGAGAUAUACUGUAAUUGGAAAAAGUCGGAUAGGAAAGAUAAGCAUCAACGGAAAUACGCGCUCAAGGUGUUCGACGAAAUUCCGCACAGAGACAAUAACUCUAUAAGAGAUGCCACUAGAACCGAUUCGAUUCUUGAGAACCACCGCAGGCGUUGCUGUUGGUGGGUUUGUGAUAAUAACCGCGGUUUCUUCAGCAGCUUUAGGAGCAUUUCGAUAUACAAUUGAAGAGAAACGGAAGAAAAGCGGAAUGGCUUGUAGAGUGUGUCGUGGAAAAGGGUUUUACAUAUGCAAAUUAUGCAAAGGAAACGCAACGAUUAAAUGGUCACCAUUGUAUGAUCCCGUUUGUAUCAAUCCAUGUCUUUGCCCUACUUGCGAUGGUCACAGGGUACAAAAAUGUCUCAACUGCUUAGGAAAGGAGUACUGGUAGACUCCUUAGGUUUAUGAUUUGAUCAUCUUUAUGCUUCUGAGAACUCGAAAACGGUUUGGUUUUUGUAUACAGCUUUUACUAAUAUUAAACCCUAGAAUAAGCUCUUUUAUUCCUUUAUAAAUUUC